CUUGUUUCUCACAAUUCCUUCAUCUUCCAUCUUCCAUGCGCCUCUCUCAUCUCGGUCUUGAUGUUUGCAAAUUGGUUUCAACUUCCAAUUUCAACAUUUAAAGGAUGGAUUGCAAUGAUCAAUCUUUGGAAAGUCAUUCUAUAGGUUUCACACAAUCUAGCCGUGCAAAAACUGAUCCUGCAUGGAAACACUUUUCUUCAACUCAUGAUAUUGAUGGUAAAGCUCGUUUCACAUGUCUUUAUUACAACAAUAGCUUUAAAGGUGGUGGAAUUAAGAGAAUGAAGUAUCGUCUUGCUAGAAUUAAAUGUCAAACAUCUCAAUGUAAGAAAGUUCCUUUUUGAUGUUCGAUUUAAAUUUCAAGGAAUUCUUAGGGAUUUAUCUAAAAAGAAACUAGAUGCUAAAGAGGCUCAUGAUUGUACGUUUAAGGACAAUUAUAUAGAUUUAGAAAUCGGAGGAGAGGAAAUAGAAGAGGAUAUUCAAGAAAUGAAUAUAUCAUUAGAAAAACAACGACAAGAAAAAGGGAAGAGGAAAGCAAGUGAAGGUAUUGAAACGUAUUUUUCUCCGAGGACUACUCCUGGAUCUCAGCCUAGUUUGAGGAGUACUUUAGCUGGUAAACAAGCAAUAAAGAGAGCUCAUAUAUCUUGGGCUAGGUGGUUUUAUGAUGCUUGCAUUCCAUUUAAUACUUUGCAAUCAACUUAUUUUCAACUUGCUUUAGAUGCCAUUGCUACAAUUGGUCCAAGAAUUAAAGGUCCAUCUUAUAAUGACAUUCGUGUUAAUUUGUUAAGAGAUUGCAAGAAAGAAUGUCAAUUGUUUGUUGACACUUAUCGAAGUCAGUGGAUAAAUAAUGGAUGUACAAUUAUGGCCGAUGGUUGGACCGAUCAAAGACAUAGAACUUUGAUUAAUUUUUUAGUAUAUUGUUCUUCUGGGAUUGUAUUUAUAAAAUCUUAUGAUGCAUUAGAUGUAGCGAAAGAUGCUCAAACAUUGUGUAAUUUGUUUUCUGAGAUAGUUGAAUGGGUUGGACCUCGUAAUGUGGUUCAUAUGGUAAUGAUAGUGCAGCUAACUAUGUGGCAGCAGGGAAAUUAUUGCACGACAAAUAUGAUCGCAUUUUUUGGUUUCAUUGUGCUGCACAUUGUUUGAAUCUUAUUUUAAAAGAUAUUAGUAGUAUGCCUCACGUACGUUCAUUUGCAUUACGUGCUUCGAAAAUUACAAUAUUUGUGUAUAAUCACACAAUUGUUUUUGUCUUGGUUGCGAAAAAUACCUGAAUGGAGGGAAAUCAUACGUCUAGCUGUGACUCGUUUUUCUACAACUUUUAUUACAUUGAAAAGUAUUUAUGAUCACAAACAAUCAUUACAGAGUUUGGCAACAAGUAGACAUUUUACAAUCCAUAGGCUUUCAAAAAGCGCAAAUGGAAGACACGUGAGCUCUAUCAUCUUGGAUAACAAAUUUUGGGAGAAUUGCUUGAUGGUUGUGAAAAUUGUGGCUCCUAUUAUAAGAUUGUUACGAAUUGUAGAUUCAGAUGAAAAACAUUCAUUAGGUUAUGUAUAUGAUGGCAUGCAUAGAGCAUGAAAAGGAAUCAAGAAUAUAUUCUUAAAUAAGAAGAGAUUGUACAAACCUCACACUGAUAUAAUUAAGGAGCGAUAGGAUAAACAUCUUCUCCUUAACAUACAUGCAGCGGCUUAUUUUUUCAAUCCUGCUUUCAUGU
This is a messenger RNA of Olea europaea var. sylvestris, 1702 nucleotides long. RefSeq lists its product as uncharacterized. The record is from RefSeq and is a predicted model, not a curated record. The transcript has 2 exons. NCBI's taxonomy places the organism in Eukaryota, Viridiplantae, Streptophyta, Magnoliopsida, Lamiales, Oleaceae. The coding region runs from base 484 to 1137 and encodes 217 amino acids.